UUUUAUUAUUUUUAAUUUAUUUUUUUUGAAAUUCAAAUGUAAUAUAAUACCGCUCAAUCAGCGUCCGUUGAAAUAAAACUACAACAGGAAUAACGCUCGUUAUGUUUCCUUCCUAAAACAAACGGCUCAUUUGCCAUAAUUCAUUCCCCUCUCCUAGGCUCCUUCAAAUUCGCUCUUAAACACACACACACACAUUCGAAAGGGCGUUACGCUUUCUGUAGGGUUUGAAUAAAUCUCGACCAACCUCUCGCCGGGUAAAGAAUUCUCCGACGGCGAAGUUGUAUUUUUGCGGCGACACUUGAAGUGUUCUCCAGUGACUGCAAAGGAUCAGAGAUAGUUGGUGACCUUAACUGAUCAAGAGUGGCAAUUGUUUCAACAUGUAUAAUUACCAAAAUAAUCAGCUUUUGCAUACAGAAACGCCGUGUGGAUCUCUCCUAUCUGAGCUACAGAAAAUUUGGGACGAAGUUGGCGAGCUUGAUGCUGAAAGGGACAGAAUGCUCUUCGAACUAGAACAACAGUGUCUGGAGGUUUACAGAAGAAAGGUGGAUCAAGCAAGCAAGUGUAGAGCUCAUCUGCGGCAAGCAUUGGCUGACUCUAAUGCAGAACUUACUUACAUAUGUUCUGCAAUGGGUGAGCGACCAGUACAUAUAAGGCAGUUUGAGCAGAGUGCUGGAAGCUUGAAAAAGGAGCUGGAAGCCAUUAUGCCCCAACUAGAGGAGAUGCGGAAGAGAAAAAGUGAGAGGAGGAGCCAAUUUGUCAAAGUUCUGGAUCAAAUACGGAGCAUCUCAAAGGAGAUUUAUAGAUCUACAGAAGAUGACCUUUGCACGACGGUUGUCGAUGAGAGUGAUUUGUCCUUGAAAAAACUAGAAGAACUACGCAGUCAGUUGCUUGCACUCCAAAAAGAGAAGAGUGACCGCCUAAAGCAGGUGCUAGAUCUCCUGAAUACAUUGAAUUCGCUAUGUGUGGUACUUGGUAUGGAUUUCAAGGUUACGAUUAGUGAGAUUCACCCGAAUCUGGAUGAUUCCAGUGGCACAAAUAACAUUAGUUCUGACACAAUUGAGAGGUUGUCUAAUGCAAUCUGUGGUUUGCAAGAAUUGAAGCUGGAAAGAAUGCAAAGGCUUCAAGAUCUUGCAACUACUAUGGUGGAGCUGUGGAGUCUGAUGGAUACACCUAUUGAGGAGCAACAAAUGUUUCAGAAUAUUACAAGGAAUAUAGUUGCUUCAGAAAACGAAAUUACUGAACCCAAUCUUCUCUCAGUGGAUUUCCUAAACACUGCUGAGGAAGAAGUGCUGAGGUUGCAACAGAUGAAAUUAAGUAAAAUAAAGGAGGUUCUUUUGAAAAAGAGGUCCAAUUUAGAGGAGAUAUGCAGGAAGGCACACAUGGUUGAUGAAGCACUUAACACAAUGGAUGUUUCAGUUGAAGCUAUAGAGUCUGGAGCAAUCGACCCUUCAUACUUACUGGAAUUAAUUGAGCUUCAGAUUUCAAAGGUUAAAGAGGAAGCUUUUAACAGGAAAGACAUACUUGACAAGGUUGAGAAGUGGUUGGCUGCACGUGAAGAGGAGUGCUGGCUUGAAGAGUACAACAGGGAUGAUAAUCGUUAUAAUGCUGGAAGAGGUACGCAUCUUAUUUUGAAGCGUGCUGAGAAAGCUCGGGCUCUGGUUAAUAAAAUUCCAGCAAUGGUGGAGGCAUUGACCUCAAAAGCAGUUGCUUGGAAGAAAGAAAGAGGAGUUGAUUUCUCAUACGAUGGUGUUCGUCUUCUUUCUUUGCUGGAACAAUACAGCAACUUAAAGCAGGAGAAAGAGCAAGAACGGCAAAGACACAGAGACAAUAAGAAGCUUCAGGGACAGUUGAUGACAGAGCAGGAAGCACUUUUUGGGUCAAAACCAAGUCCUUUAAACAGUGGGAAAAAGGUUUCUACAACUUCAACAGGGUGUGCAAGUAAUAAAAGAUUCUCGCUUGGAGGAGCUAUGCUUCAUAACCCUAAUGUUGGGAAAAGUGCUCUCCGUUCUCGUCCCAUAACAAAUGUGGUAGCUUUGCACUACAGUUCACGAAACGACCAUCAAUGUGGUAGCUUUGCAUCUCUGUCUUCUGGAAAGAAAAACCUGGAUGUCACUGGUCCUCCGGUAAAGCAGCACAACGUCAAUGCAUCAAAUGCACUUGAAAUUGAUUCGCCUUCAGUUCGUAAGCCCCUCUCUCCUGUAUGCUCUGCAUUAUCAUCUAAGGCCAACGCCGCAAAUAUGCAAGACCAGAACAAAUCACCAAAUGCACUUCAGAAAGCAAUCCCUAAUAACAAAAUGCUAGUUGCAAGUCCGGGUAAGAUUCUUUCCGGUGUUGAUGAGAACGAAACCCCGAAGAAGAUGCCAAUCCCAAUGCCAACAACUCCUUCAACAGUCUCGAGUGCAAUGCAGACAGCCACAACCCCAGCUACCCCAUUUGUUCAUGGUGGUGCUGAAGGUAUCGAAUACUCUUAUGAGGAGAGAAGAGCCGGCUUCAUCCUUGCUUAACCGCAUCCAUAGAUCAGUGUUGCAACUUGGAACUUAGCAACAAAGAAUGAGCUAGUAUAUCAAUCCUCUUGCAGUUUCCUUUAAGUAACCAUUCUGGUUUUCAUGGCUUCGUUUUUUUACUUUUGUAUAGCAUAACAAAUACUGAAGUAUUUUGGGACUUUUUAACAAAGUGCAAUAUGUUAAUGCAAAAGAUAAUUAAUUGAGUCUGGAAAUCUCUGCUAAUGUGACCAGAGAAUAUGAAAGGUUAUGAUUCCGAAUCCGAGAGAUUGGUUUUUGAUUGUUUUGGGGAAUAUAGGCUGGUUUUAAUUUCUGUGGUGGAUAUCAGGUUACUACCUUGUUUUUUUGUGAUUUUUUAUUGUAUUUUUCUUCUUUGUUCUUUUGGCGCACUAAUGUGAAUUUGAAGUGUGUAUAAAGUUGCUUGUCAAGCAAAUAGGUCCUCUGUAGCUUUACUUGCCUUUUUGGUUAGAAUUCAAGAUUUCUACUGAAUUUGCUUUGGCAAGUUUUAGCUUUAGUUUUAAAAGAUGGGUAAAUUUUGAUUUGGGAA
Messenger RNA from Cornus florida, 3048 nucleotides. Its product is annotated as 65-kDa microtubule-associated protein 3-like. The transcript is spliced from 14 exons. Lineage: Eukaryota; Viridiplantae; Streptophyta; Magnoliopsida; Cornales; Cornaceae. Gene Ontology annotation, molecular function: microtubule binding. Gene Ontology annotation, biological process: microtubule cytoskeleton organization. Gene Ontology annotation, cellular component: spindle; cytoplasm. The coding region runs from base 378 to 2504 and encodes 708 amino acids. The record is from RefSeq and is a predicted model, not a curated record.